AUGGGUAAGUUUUCUAUCUCCAUUCCUGACAUUGUCAUUGAUCAUAAUAUUUCACUAACGGCCUUCACUCUAGUUGGAAAAUUUGUUGGUCCAAGACCUAACAUUGACGUGGUGAGAGCCUUCGCCAAAAAGAAAUGGCGAUUGAAAGGUCAAGUGGAAAUAUCAAUGAUGCCUAAAGGGUUUUUUCCCUUCAACUUUUCAUGUUUGGAAGAUCAGGAAGGUGUUUUGUGUGGAGGUCCUUGGAUGGUAGGGAGAACUUUUCUCUCCUUAAUAAAAUGGUCUCCUAAUCAGGAGUUAAAUGACUCCUUUUUUGACUUGGCUCCUGUUUGGGUUAAGCUAUCUAGUUUGCCGAUGGAGUUCUGGUUUGAAGAUGUCUUCAAGGGCAUUUCCAGUUCCUUUGGUGAUCUUCUUGCUAUAGAUUCAAUGACUACAGCUAGAAAAAGGCUGGUUUAUGCUAGGAUCUGUGUGAAUGUCUGCCAGAACACUGAUAUGCAGUCGUCGAUUGAGAUCUUCUCUAUGUUGGGGAAAUGGGUGCAAACUAUUGAGUAA
Molecule: messenger RNA, 549 nt
Organism: Cryptomeria japonica (Japanese cedar)
Lineage: Eukaryota; Viridiplantae; Streptophyta; Pinopsida; Cupressales; Cupressaceae
Exons: 1
Coding region: 1-549 (182 amino acids)
Source: RefSeq, a predicted model, not a curated record